CUUCUAUUUAAAAAGGUCAAGUUUUGAAACAUAUUCUUUAUUCAAAAUUAAAUACAUUUUUCAAGUGUGUUUUGGACUUAUUUAGGCGCGUGUCAAUUUAACAAAGAAAGCUGAUGUUUUCCGUUUAUGAUUUCGUUCUAUUACAGUAUUAUUGUGGAAAUUAAUUAUUCAGUACAUUAUACAGUUAAGUUAUAACGUCCAAGCCCGGGUUGGAGUUGCUUACAGGAAUUUAUAAGAUUCUGGAUGCAGUAUAUGAUACGAAGAGCGAACUAUUUCUACAGAGGACAAGUAAAAAGGAACCUGCGUUAUUUAUCUUUGUCUGAAAACCGGACAAUGAGCAGUGUGCAGUCUUUACCGGUGCUGUAUAUUAAGGCUUCAAACCAAUUCGAUGUGGGACAAGCCGUUGGGAAAACGUUUAAAGGUUUUAUAAACGACUACAUGUCUGACUCCAAAGAGGUUAAAAUGUACCGUAAGUUCUUCAAUGAUCCAAGGGGCAAGCCAAUCGUUGAGCAAUACUUAGAGACGUCGGAAAAAUAUCAUCCUGACAUCAUGUCUGAGAUACGCGGCAUCGCGGAUGGAUCUGGGGAGAGCUUUGUUGACAUCUUCAUGCUGCAGUUAGCCUCUGAGAUCAGCAUGUGUCACUAUGAUGUAUUGUUUCCAAGUGAAGCGGACUCACACAGUACACCUAAAGGGUGCACAGAUGUCCUCGUUAACAGGCAGUCAUGUCGUGUCAUCGGGCAUAAUGAGGACUGGGCGUUUGAAGUCUCGUCACGCGUUGGUAUUGUCCAUGUGACUAUCACGGGACACGAGGAAACCAAACCAAUGGAGCAGUUCCUGUCUUACGUAUUUCCUGGCUAUUUAUCCGGCCUUACUUUUGGAAUGAAUAAACACCUCGUGUUAACAUUGAACAGUCUUGCACCCACUCAGGCGAACGUCCGCGGAGUCCCUUUGCAAAUUGUGGUUCGGAACCUAUUAACAUGUGAUAGCAUCAGCGCAUGCGUGGAAAUGAUGGCCAGUAGACCAGUCGGAUGUGGAUUCGGAAUGAACAUCAAUAUUGCCGAGAUUAACACAGACAAGAUGUGUUCAGUGGAAGUCUACUCCGACAAAAACGGGAGUUCCACGGAUGUUCACUGGGCGCAUGAUUGGGUAGACGGCUUCUAUCACCACCAAAAUCAUUAUCGUCGCCCCCGGGAAGAUAUGCAGGCCCCUGUCGUUGCUGGGUCGAGAAUCCGGUAUGAAAGGGUAGAGGAAAUGACGAAGGAAGUGCCGGUGGCAGGCGUAGAUGAUGUGCGCACUAUCCUCGGGGACGACAAAUCGGAAAGGACGCCAAUAUACCUGACUCACAGCGAGAAACACUCGUACAAAGAUGGCUCGACCUCCGCCACAGCCAUAUUUGACAUCAGCAAUCGCGUUCUUCAUGUUUAUCGUGCAAACCCACGACACUCCCUGCCACUAGCCUCGUUGCCCUUUAUCACGUAAUGAUUACGCAUUAGGACCGUUAUAUAAUUCUGUGUCGUUUAUUUUGACACCAUUUUAAACGGUAUAGCACGGGUAUUAUAGAUUCCUUUUUAUAUUUAUUAUGCCCCCUUUUGAAAAAAGUGGGGUAUAUUGUUUUGCACAUGUCGGUCGGUCGGUCGGUCUGUCUGUCGGUCGGUCGGAAUACCAAAUGGUUUCCGAUCAAUAACUUGAGAACGCUUUGACCGAGGGACCUCAUACUUGGUAUGUGUAUUGGUCAUCACCAGCAGAUGAACCCUAUUGAUUUUGAGGUCAGUGGGUCAAAGGUCAAGGUCAGUGUGACCUUUACAUGAAAAACGGUUUCCGAUCAAUAACUUGAGAACGCUUUGACCCAGGAACCUCAUACUUGGUAGGUGUAUUGGUCAUGACCAGCAGAUGAACCCUAUUGAUUUUGAGGUCAGUGGGUCAAAGGUCAAGGUCAGUGUGACCUUAACAUGAAAAACGGUUUCCGAUCAAUAACUUGAGAACGCUUUGACCCAGGGACCUCAUACUAGGUAGGCUUAUUGGUCAUGACCAGCAGAUGAACCCUAUUGAUUUUGAGGUCAGUGGGUCAAAGGUCAAGGUCAGUGUGACUGUAAGCUGAAAAAAGGUUUUCUGAUUGUCCAUAUUUUAUUUAAGUGUCCAAAUCCUACUAACAAUUUGGCUCCCAAGGGGGCAUAAAUGUUUCACUAACAUCUCUUGUUCAUGUUGGCGAUAAUGUUUUAAAAUUUAAAAUGUUUCGCGUAAAGAUAAAGAUCCUGUGAUUUCAAGCACUUGUCAGUUUUUGUGCAAUAAUUUAUCAGGACAGCAUUUUCUUGUUUCAAUUCUUAUAUUGUUUGUGACACUAUAACAUUUAUAAAAAAAAAAGUGCAUGUAUUUUCAACUUGAAUAUUUUCACAAUGUAUAAUUAAACCCACCAGCUCCACCACUUAUCGGUUUUGCAAAGGAAACCUCGGAUGUAUUUGGACGGUUUACAUACUCAAAUUUAACACAAUAUUUGCAAUAAAUUAUAUUUUUUUCCAACUAAAUAUAUAAAACACAUACAAAUAAAUACAAAUAAAUUAAAAUACAACUGACUUUGCUUGACUUUGCUUGGCUUUGCUAGGCUUUGCUUGACUUUGCUAGGCUUUGCAGUGUUUAGUAGGACCGAAAAGUGGUACGUUUAAUUCCGCUGCAAGUAGAUCGCGUAGUAAUUUUAUAUACAGUAGCAGUUAAACUUUAUGACUUAACUCUUGGGAAUCUUAAUUAUUUUUGCAAUAAUACACUCCACUGGCAAUCAAUUUAAACUUAGAUCAAUAAAUACAACUCUAAAACACUUCAUUUAAUUAAUGAUAUAAUUUAAAAAUUUACGAACUACUUCAACUGAUGUAACAAUUGUAUGAUAAACAUAGCCACCUUUAGUUUGUAUUCAUUUCAAAAGCGUUAAAUCUUUGUUACUUCGGGCGCAAAACAUACUCGACAGUAUCACCACAACUCGACAGCGCCACCACUAGAGCAACAGCGCCACCACUUUUAUAAAUACAUGUAUGUGCAUUUUCCGUUUCUAAGGAGUGAUUUAGUUGUAUAGUGUUCCGGCGUAUGUACUAUGCAGUCAUAUUUGACAUCCUCCAGAACAUUCUUACGGUGUGUGUAAACAACGAAGUGUUCUUUAACUGCUAGCAGAUCUCAAAAUAUGCACAAGUCCGAAUCGGGAGAAAAGCUCCUCAGGCACCAAAGUUCGCACAAUAUUGAAACGAAACCGUAACCGACCUGCAGUAAACGUGAUCUUGCACAGUACAUUCUCCGAUUUUCAAAAUAUGUCCGUUGAAUAAAAUUAUCAAAUAAAAAAUAAAUCAUACUCACGUUUGUAGCACAAGGCACAGCUGCACCACGGAAGUGUCGACAGCUCAUUUUUACACCACCGAUAAGUGGUUGAGCUGGUGUUAAGUUGCCAUGUUUAAGUGGGACUUUGGCAUAAAUGUAAUUAAAUUUAGCUUUACCUUUUUAUCCUUGAAACACAUUGCACAGUCAACAUACAAGUUUGAUUACGGGGCUUUAUAUCUUAAAUAUCGUAUUACUUGCUUUAGUAAACCCUUUCAAAAU
Messenger RNA from Mya arenaria, 3576 nucleotides. RefSeq lists its product as uncharacterized. Lineage: Eukaryota; Metazoa; Mollusca; Bivalvia; Myida; Myidae. The record is from RefSeq and is a predicted model, not a curated record. The coding region runs from base 244 to 1479 and encodes 411 amino acids. The transcript has 4 exons.